Messenger RNA from Lathyrus oleraceus (garden pea), 1933 nucleotides. RefSeq lists its product as uncharacterized. Gene Ontology annotation, cellular component: membrane. Bases 271 to 1320 code for a protein of 349 amino acids. The transcript is spliced from 6 exons. Gene Ontology annotation, biological process: Golgi vesicle transport. The record is from RefSeq and is a predicted model, not a curated record. NCBI's taxonomy places the organism in Eukaryota, Viridiplantae, Streptophyta, Magnoliopsida, Fabales, Fabaceae.
CCUUAUCCACAUGCGACCAUUAUGAGAAAUUCUCGUUGACUACUAUACUCAAUAAAUAAACAUUAAAAAUCUUUCAAAAACCUUAUUCCUAUUUAUUUACCUUCCACAUCCUCUUCAUUCUCAACCAUAUUCUAACUAACCACAACCCUUCUCUUGGAUCCAUCUCUUCCAUUUUUUAUUUUAUUUUGUCUUCUUAUUUUUAUGCCUUUCAAUUGAUUUUCAAUUUCCCCAGUUAGGGUUUAUAUUUGCAAUUCAUUUUUCUUAUUCAUUAUGGCGACAAGUUUUGACCGAUGGGAAAAAGAUCCAUUCUUCAACGCUGCUGAAGAAGUUCAGGAAUCUGCAGAUAGGAUGGAAUCUACAUUUAGGACAUGGGUUCAUGCCACCAAAGAUACUUCAAGCAUAUGGAACCCUAAUGAACUCAGAAGAGAUUUACUUACUACUCUUGGCACUGCUAAAUGGCAGUUAGAGGAAUUUCAACGAGAAACUAAGUCAAGUUAUAGUAGAAACUCUGGUAAUGAUGCAAGAACUAGGCACCGUGAUUUUAUCACUGCUAUGGAGGCUAAGAUAAAAAAGGUCGAGCUUUCGUUAAAUGAAGCCUUCCCUUUGGGUGGCAAGGCGUCUCGGCCGUGGGUGUGUUUGGACGAAGGAGAAAAAGAUGAGCUUGCUAUGUUUCUUUCAGGAAUGCCAGCAGCUGAAAGUAACAAUCAGCGAUUAUGUGAUAAAGAUUCUGUUGUUAAUUUUUCGAAGGAUUUUCAUGUUUCAUCUGGACGUGGCGAACCUAAGGAGGAUGUAUCACACGGGUUUCGUAGGGUAGCUAGUGCUAGUGCUGAUAUUGGUUAUUGGAAGAUUUCAGUUAACGAUGAUCCGCAUCAGUUGAGUUCCUCCAGUGGUUCUUCUGGUGGUCCAAUGCAUAAGGUGCCAAGUUUGUCGGGAUUUUUUACUUCUGUUGAAUCAAUCUCGAAAUUGAAGUGGCCGAAGAAUGGUUAUAGAAAACUGAAAACAGUGGAUCAUCAUAAAGAAACGGAUAGUGCACUAAUUCCAAUGAAUGAAUUGAAUAGGGGAAGCAAUAUCUGCCUCGAAAAGACUAAAAGUAACCUCGAUAGUUCUAAUGAAUGUUACGACAAGCAUCUCUAUGGAUGGUGUGGUGCUAUUCAGAGACAGCUUCAAAGAUCUCAAUAUCAAAUGCAAUACAGUCGGCUUGCACAAAUAACUGUUUCAAUUGUUUUUCUUCUCUGCUUGAUUGGUUUCGUACGGGUAUCAUACAAUUGUCAGACACCACGACACGCCAAGUCUGAGGUGACCGUGCUUCAUAGACUAUAGAAGCCUUGUCGCCAUCUCAAAGCUCUUGUUUAUCUUUUAAUUACAUUCCACAAGAUGUAGAAGGAAGUAGAAGUAAUAGAAGUAAGAUUUAUGAUAGCUGGCGGAAGCAUUAUGAUCGGACAGGUUUUAGAGCAUGUUUGGUUAUACGAUGUGAUGGUAUUUAUCGCAUCUCAUUGUUCGCAGAAUGUGAAUUUUCCAAAGCUCCAAAUAGUUGAAUUGAGUCAGCACACGGUGAUAGGCCGCAGAAACACAGAAGCACUUUUAUUCAAGUUCCUAAAGCCUAGGUUAGUUUUCAAUUUCUUAACCGAUUUGUUGACUAUUUCAAAGUUUACCGCAUCAUUCCCUUUUUUGCUAGUCAGUUUCAUUUUUCCUCUGCCCGUUUCAAAUUGUCGAUGAAGAGCUAUCUGUUGUACUAGCUUUGGAAAAGGGGGAUUGGCUUUUGAAAUGUUGUAAACUUGUAUAUAUCAUCCUACAUGUCUUUUGCAGCUAGAUUUGUGUAUUUGUUCCAACACUGUUAGUUUAGCAUGUAACUUCGACCCAUGUUUUAUCUUCAUUAGUGUGGUGCUUUAUAUAGAUUCAAUUCAAUGUUAAUAAAAAGUAUGUUCAAGCUUAA